Engraulis encrasicolus (European anchovy) is the source of this 1869-nucleotide messenger RNA. Its product is annotated as neurosecretory protein VGF. Lineage: Eukaryota; Metazoa; Chordata; Actinopteri; Clupeiformes; Engraulidae. Gene Ontology annotation, molecular function: neuropeptide hormone activity. The transcript has 5 exons. The coding region runs from base 1 to 1869 and encodes 622 amino acids. The record is from RefSeq and is a predicted model, not a curated record.
AUGACGUGCUCGCCGGGUCGGUCCCCUCUGCCUGUGGCCCCAUCCGUCCUGCUCUGCUCUGUCAUGACCAGGUGCCACCGCCGCCUCACCAUCUCCUCACGUCUUCUGCUGUUUACGCUCCUCUCCGUGUACCCCCAACUGUCCCUUGCCGCCGUCCUCCCCCCCUCCGGCUCCAGCCCCCCUGCCGCCCGUCAUGACUCUAUCCGUCCACAGGGGGCAGUGGCUGCUGCGGUAGCGCUGGUGUCCAGAGUCGACCACGGCUCUGCCCGCACACACCGCAGGGAGGACCCUGCGCGCAUCGUCCCGGACACCUCUGAGGAGAGAGCACUGCCCUCCUCCCCUGCGGACGCCAGCAGCGCGGCCUGGGCACUGGCCGUUGCCCUGGUGGACUCCAUGGACCAGCCCAGGAAGGAGGUGGUGGAGGAAGUGGGCCACAUCGACACCAUCGCUGGCAAUAGCAAGCCGCUACUGCAGCGCGAGACGCGAGGCUACUUCCAGAACAUCGACCUGGGUCUCCAGGACAACGAGAUUCUUCCGCCGCUCAAGGGCUACAAGGCAUACAACCAGCAGCUGGCCCAGGCCACCAAGAAGAUCAAGUGGCACGAGGCGGCCAGUAAGUCGCCCUCCGCCACCGGCCGCAACUUCAUGGACGACUUUGACGUGCCCGGGCAGGAGGAGAUGGAGGAGGAGGAGGCGCGGAUGCUGAGCAGGCAGGGCGCCGAGGAGGCGAGAGCUCGGGCGGAGUUGGAGGAGAUGAGGCGACAGCAGGCCGAAGCCGAGGCGGCCCGCGAGGAGGAGCAGCGUUUGGCGGGCAUCGCGUCGGACAUGCUCAUACAGUACAUGGACCGCAAGACAGCGAACAAACAGCAGCAGACGUCCUACAUGAAGCAGCGGCAGAAGGCCAGCGUGCUGGGCGGGCUGGAAGACAAGCGCUCCAAUGAGGUGGAGAACGACAGCGAUGACAUCUUCGGGGACUUGGACAUGGACAUGGACGGCGGUGACGUGGAGCUGGAGACCAUCGACAGGCUCAUCGAGAUCUCCAGCAAGCUGCACCUGCCGGCCGACGAUGUGGUGGAGAUCAUCAGUAACGUGGAGGAGAAGAAGAGGAGGAAGAUGGACGCCGCGGUGCAGGUGCCGCCGGCCGUCAGUGCUCCGCGCUACCGGCCCCUGGUGGCGCCCGCCCGGCCGCAGAGCAGCUCUCCCGUGCUCUACAAGUACGCUCCGGCAGCCCCCUCGCCGGCCCUCGCUGGCCCGCUGUUCGCCCCCGCACCCCCGCCGAAAAAACUCUCCAAGCCCAUGAAGAGCGCCAAGCCCUACAAGAACAAGUGGUACAAGGAGAAGGGCAAGUCCAGAGCCUUCAAGCAGGACUAUUGGUUCAAGCCCGCCAAGCAGUUCAUGGCCUACCCGUCCUACCCGUACUACCAAAAGCCAUAUCGCGCCUACUACCCGGUGUACUUCCCCCCUCCCAAACCCCGUCUGUACAGCAAGCCGCCGUUUGCGUACGACUAUGACUUUGAGGACUCCAUGGACUACGGCAUGAAGCCUCCCAAGCGGAGGAACAUGGGCAAGAUGAAGGGGGCCAAGGGGAAAGGGAAAGGGGGGCAGAGCUGGAAGAUGAUGUCUCUGGCACCCCCCGCACCCCCUUACAUUCCCAACUAUAUCCUGCCCCACCCGCGGACCUACUACCCCUUGCCCCCCGUGCCAAAGCCCCCCCAGCAGAACCCCCUGGCCAACCGGAGACCCUCCUUGGCCAGCUCGCGCUUCUACCCCCAAGACUAUGACAACGACGGAGUGGGGGAAACACAGGACAGUGACGAAGAGCUGGAGAACUUUAUUGAAAAGAUGUACUUUCACCGCCGAAUCUUUUAA